AUGCCUCUUAAAAGAACGCCGCCGCCACAAGCGCACACUAACGUUGAUAUUGUGGUUCAUCCGGAUGGUGUUUCAACUGCGUCAUCAACAGUUGUGAUUGCACCUCCUCGUAAGUCUGACAUGCUAAUUCAUAUGGACACCGUCUUAAAUAAAUCUGCCUCUGACUCAGACCUGUCACGAACUAACCCCACAACAACUGUUUCGCAACGAAAUAAACGAGGUAGAGAACAGAUAGAAGAUUCAAUCUCAAAUCAAAUGGAUGACUUUAAGGAGGAAAUGCGGAAGUUAUUUAAACUUUUCUCGGCUUCACAAACAAAAGAGUUGAAGCAGCUUAACACUGCACUUAAAGAGAUACAAAAUAGCAACAAUAACAUUGAAAGUUCAGUCGCUUACCUUGCUGCGCAAAAUGAAGAGUUUAAGCAGAGAAUAGUCGAACUUGAAACACAGGCAAAACAGGACAGGAACUAUAUUACAAUGUUGGAAAGCAAACUAGAGGAAAUUCAAAUAGCCAGUCGUAAAUCCAGCUUUGAAAUUAAAAAUGUUCCAAAAAUGCCGAAAGAGAAUAAAGAAGAGUUGAUUGAGAUGAUGAUUAACCUCUCUAAGUCGGUGGACUGCAGUUUUUCUAAGUCAGAUAUCAAUGACAUAUAUAGAGUGAGGUCAAAGUCUGACAACAAAAACCCUCCCAUCGUAGUGGAAACCAAAUCAACGUUACUUAAGGUAGAGUUGUUAAAAUUGGCAAAGCUUUUCAAUACGAAACAUAAAAGUAAACUAUGUGGGAAACAUCUUGGAUAUAAAACACAAGAAGACAUCCCUAUAUUCCUAUCUGAGUACCUAACCCCAAAAAGUGCACGUUUAUAUUUCUUAGCACGUGAUCUGGCAAAGUCGAAGAAUUUUAAAUUCUGUUGAACUGCUUAUGGUAGGGUUUAUGUUAGAGAGAAUGAACAUUCUCCAAUCAUUAUCAUAAGAAAUGAAAAUCAAAUUCAUCAGCUUUUUAACGGCCCACGCCAUGAACCGAAUGUAAUGUGACUAGAGGAAAUCAAUUCCGCAAUAAUGAUAAUAUUUUGGCAUAAUUGUAACACUAAAACAUACAUUUCUUUAUUACUUUACAUAAUCCAACCUCAGAUUAACACUCACAAAUUCAACUUUCUACGAAACACACAACUCGUUUUCCGCCUAUAUCUAAAUAAAAAUUACAUAAUUGUAAUAAGUGUGCCUGAGCUGACGUAUAUUUGCCCGAAUGUUCCAAAUGGUUGAUUCACUUCAAAACUUGAACAUGAUAGACGGCAUUGAGAUUGCU
Molecule: messenger RNA, 1297 nt
Organism: Chilo suppressalis (striped riceborer)
Lineage: Eukaryota; Metazoa; Arthropoda; Insecta; Lepidoptera; Crambidae
Source: the annotation of a GenBank genome assembly